AUGAAGCUCAUCCUCGCAGUCUUUGGCGCGUUACUCCGUCCCACGAGCGCGUCGGCGCAAACUACCUUUGACAACAGGCCCGCCCUGCAGACCGCGGCCGACCUGUGGUGCAGCGACGAGACGGCCGCCCUGGCUGAGUACGGCAACAUCGCGGACUGGGACGUGAGCUCCAUUACAGACAUGACCUGUCUGUUCAGCGCUUACUGCGGCGGCUCCGCGACCGGUAAGAGCACGUGCAACCCCGACAUUGGGUCGUGGGACACGUCUGCGGUUCUCUACAUGCGCCGCAUGUUCUGGGGCGCCUCCUCCUUCGACAGGGACAUCUCCUCGUGGGACACGUCUGCGGUUCUCUGGAUGGAAUACUUGUUCUGGGGCGCCUCCGCCUUCGACAAGGACAUCUCCUCGUGGAACACGUCUGCGGUUUUCUUCAUGAGCGGCAUGUUCGACGGCGCCACCUCCUUCGACAAGGACAUCUCCUCGUGGGACACGUCUGCUGUCCUCUACAUGACCCGCAUGUUCUACGGCGCCAUCUCCUUCGACAAGGACCUCAGCUCGUGGAACGUGUUGGCGGCCCGCCGCAUGGCCCUCAUGUUCAACGGCGCCUCCUCCCUCAGCGACUGCAACAAGGCGCUCAUCCAGGCCAGCUUCAGCGUGCAGACGAGCGCGUGGCCCUCCUACUACAACUCGUGGGGCUCCUUUGCGUGGGCCGCCCCGCGCUGGCGGGAAGAGGCGCGCCGAGCCAUCGGUGACGUCCUGGCGAGCUCAUGUCCCCCCAAAAGGUCGCACCCGCCCGUGGCUCCGCCGUCGGCUCCGCCGCGAGCGGCGACGGUGAGGCCGCCGGGGCUCGCCUAUACCGGCUAG
Emiliania huxleyi CCMP1516 is the source of this 861-nucleotide messenger RNA. RefSeq lists its product as hypothetical. Lineage: Eukaryota; Haptophyta; Isochrysidales; Noelaerhabdaceae. The record is from RefSeq and is a predicted model, not a curated record. The transcript has 2 exons. Bases 1 to 861 code for a protein of 286 amino acids.